AUGGCCCCAGGGAUGUCGGGCCGCGGCGGCGCCGCCCUACUCUGCCUCUCGGCGCUGCUCGCCUACGCCGGCGGGGCUGGGGGCUUUGGGGUCUGCGGGGAUCGUGGCUUCCUCCGCCGCUGGCGCGCAGGCCGGUGCGGGGCCGUGCCGCCCGCUGCCACGCUUCCUGCGGCGGCCCUCGAGAAGGGAAGUGGACUGACAGGGCCCGGGGAGCCGCGGCGGCUCGCCCGCCCGCCGUCCUGGAUACGCGUGGGGGACAGAGGGUCUCUGAACAACCCCCAGGAGUGGGAACUCAGAUCCGACGGGAGGAGGCUGCAGCGGGCCUUCCGCAAGCUGGAGGCGCUCCAGGAGGCGAGGGCGCUGACCGAGGGGGAAUGGAGAGAGCUGGUGGGGAAGGAGAAUGGAGAAGAGAGUCCUUCUGCCCCUCCCAGCAUGAAACCAGCCGACCCGGGACGCAUUUCUCCAACCAGCAAGGGGGUCUGCGAGUGCUCAGUUGGUGGCACUCCUGCCACUGCCAGCCUCCUGCCUCCACAUGACCACUGCAGCCCACGCCUCUUAGCCAAGGAGCCAGCCUCCAGCCGCUCCCACCCGGCCAGUCCCAGCCCCCCGGGGCCGCCGGCCAGCCCCGUGCUGCCGGUCAGCUACCGCCUGUCGCACACCCGGCUGGCCUUCUUCCUGCGGGAGACGCGGCCCCCGCCGCCCGCGGUCACCAAUGGCUCCCUGCAGCGCUCCGAGCCCUUCGUGGUGUUCCAGACCAAGGAGCUGCCCGUCCUCAACGUCUCCCUGGGGCCCUUCAGCACCAGCCAGGUGGUGGCCCGGGAGCUGCUGCAGCCGUCCAGCACCCUGGACAUCCCCGAGCGCCUGACGGUCAACUGGAAGGUGCGGGCCUUCAUCGUCCGCGCCCGCGUGCCCGCCUCGCAGCCGGUGGCCCAGGUGCUGUUCUACGUGGCCGGCCGGGACUGGGAUGACUUUGGCGUCACCGAGCGGCUGCCGUGCGUCCGCCUGCACGCCUUCCGGGACGCGCGGGAGGUCAAGAGCUCCUGCCGCCUCAGCGGGGGCCUGGCCACCUGCCUCGUGCGGGCCGAGCUGCCCCUCGCCUGGUUUGGGCCCCCUGCCCCGGCCGCGCCUCCCCCGGCCCGCCGCAAGUCCCCAGACGGGCUGGAGCCCGAGGCGGCGGGGGAGAGCCAGCAGGCUGAGCUCUACUACACGCUCCACGCCCCAGACGCGGCGGGGGGCUGUGGGGGCACCCGGCGGGGGCCGGGGCCGGGGGCUGGGGCCCGGGCCGAGAGCCCCACCCAGCACCCCCUGCUGCGCAUCGGGAGCAUCAGCCUGUUCCGCCCGCCCCCCAAGAGGACCCUGCAGGAGCACAGGCUGGACAGCAACCUGAUGAUCCGCCUGCCCGACCGGCCCCUCAAGCCCGGGGAGGUGCUCAGCAUCCUCCUCUACCUGGCCCCCAACUCCUCCUCUCCCUCCGGCCCCGGCGUCGAGCAUUUCACACUCAGGGUGAAAGCCAAGAAGGGUGUGACCCUUCUAGGCACCAAGUCACGGAGCCGCCAGUGGCACGUGACGUCGGAGCUGCUGACUGGGGCAAAGCACUCAACGGCCACUGUGGACGUGACCUGGGCCCAGGGCACACCCCUGCCCCCCUGGGAGGGCCAGGGGCCCCUGGAGAUCCUGCAGCUGGACUUUGAGAUGGAGAACUUCACCAGCCAGUCAGUCAAGCGGAGGAUCAUGUGGCACAUCGACUACCGUGGCCACGGCGCCCUGCCGGACCUGGAGCGGGCGGUCACCGAGCUGACGGUCAUCCAGCGGGAUGUGCAGGCCAUCCUGCCCCUGGCCAUGGACACGGAGAUCAUCAACACGGCCAUCCUGACCGGCCGCACAGUGGCCAUCCCUGUCAAGGUCAUCGCCAUCGAGGUGACCGGCCUUGUCCUAGACGUCUCUGCCCUGGUGGAAUGCGAGUCUGACAAUGAGGACAUCAUCAAGGUAUCCAGCAGCUGUGACUACGUGUUUGUCAGUGGAAAGGAAUCUCGCGGGUCCAUGAACGCCAGGGUCACCUUCCGCUACGAUGUCCUCAAUGCCCCCCUGGAAAUGACAGUCUGGGUCCCCAAGCUGCCCCUGCACAUCGAGCUCUCGGAUGCCCGCCUCAGCCAAGUGAAGGGCUGGAGGGUACCUAUCCUCCCCAACCGGAGGUCAGCCCGGGAGAGCCAGGACGAGGAGGAGGAGGAGGAGGAGCGGCGGCAGAGCGCGAGCCGCGGCUGCGCCCUGCAGUACCAGCACGCCACGCUGCAGGUCUUCACCCAGUUUCACACGACGUCGGCUGAGGGCACCGACCAGGUGGUCCCCAUGCUGGGUCCUGACUGGCUGGUGGAGGUCACCGACCUGGUCAGCGACUUCAUGCGGGUGGGCGACCCCCGAGUGGCACGCAUGGUGGACAGCAGCACGCUGGCCGGCCUGGAGCCGGGCACCACCCCCUUCAAGGUGGUGUCCCCGCUGACGGAGUCCGUGCUGGGGGAGACGCUGCUGACGGUGACAGAGGAGAAGGUCAGCAUCACGCAGCUGCAGGCCCAGGUGGUGGCCAGCCUCGCCCUCUCCCUGCGGCCCAGCCCCGGGAGCAGCCACACCAUCCUGGCCACCACCGCCGCCCAGCAGACCCUCAGCUUCCUCAAGCAGGAAGCCCUCCUGAGCCUCUGGCUCUCCUACAGUGAUGGCACCACGGCCCCACUCUCCCUCUACAGCCCCCGGGACUAUGGGCUGCUGGUAAGCAGCCUGGAUGAGCGGGUGGCCACGGUGACCCAAGACCGGGCCUUCCCGCUGGUGGUGGCGGAGGCGGAGGGGGCAGGAGAGCUGCUCCGCGCAGAGCUCACCAUCGCUGAGGGCUGCCAGAAAACCAAGCGUAAGAGCGUGCUGGCCACGACCCCCGUGGGCCUGCGGGUGCACUUUGGGCGGGACGAGGAGGACCCCACUUACGACUACCCCGGCCCCAGCCAGCCGGGGCCCGGCGGGGGCGAGGACGAGGCCCGGGGAGCCGGCCCACCGGGCACAGCGGUGCCCCCACCCGCGGCCCCGGGCCCCGGCACCGCCAGCCCGGCCGUGCCGCCCACAGAGGACUUCCUGCCGCUGCCCACCGGCUUCCUGCAGAUGCCACGGGGCCUGACGGACCUGGAGAUCGGCAUGUACGCGCUGCUGGGCGUCUUCUGCCUCGCCAUCCUCGUCUUCCUCAUCAACUGCAUCGUCUUCGUGCUGCGCUACCGGCACAAGCGCAUCCCGCCCGAGGGCCAGACCAGCAUGGACCACUCGCACCACUGGGUGUUCCUGGGCAACGGGCAGCCGCUGCGCGUGCAGGCAGAGCUGGCGCCGCCCACCGGCAACCCGCUGGAGACCGUGCCCGCCUGCUGCCACGGCGACCACCACAGCAGCGGCAGCUCGCAGACCAGCGUCCAGAGCCAGGUGCACGGGCGCGGCGACGGCUCCUCGGGCGGCUCGGCCCGGGACCAGGCCGAGGACCCCGCCAGCUCGCCCACCUCCAAGCGCAAGCGGGUCAAGUUCACCACCUUCACCACACUGCCCACGGAGGAGCUGGCCUAUGACUCAGUGCCAGCCGGCGAGGAGGACGAGGAGGACGAGGAGGACCUGGGCUGGGGCUGCCCGGAUGUGGCGGGCACCACGCGGCCCACGCCGCCCCCGGAGCUGCACAAUUACACGCGCAGAAUCAAAGAGAUUGCGUAGAGGCGCCGUCCCCCCGGGGGUGGGCUCUGCGUGGACACAGCCGGCACCCCGCUCACACUGACGCGCGCGGCUGAAGUGGAUUUUGUACUCCCCGCCCCGGCAGCUUGGCUCUGUGCCGGGCGGGCGCCUCCCCUGUCUGGCCUUUCCCGCUGCCUCACGGUACCUUCUUCUGCCCGCAGGUGGAGGGCGCC
This is a messenger RNA of Ceratotherium simum simum (southern white rhinoceros), 3920 nucleotides long. RefSeq names its product transmembrane protein 132E (gene TMEM132E). NCBI's taxonomy places the organism in Eukaryota, Metazoa, Chordata, Mammalia, Perissodactyla, Rhinocerotidae. The record is from RefSeq and is a predicted model, not a curated record.